This is a messenger RNA of Harmonia axyridis, 1867 nucleotides long. RefSeq lists its product as uncharacterized. NCBI's taxonomy places the organism in Eukaryota, Metazoa, Arthropoda, Insecta, Coleoptera, Coccinellidae. The coding region runs from base 68 to 1675 and encodes 535 amino acids. The transcript has 10 exons. The record is from RefSeq and is a predicted model, not a curated record.
CAAACAUUAAGGAGUUAGACCAAGGUCUUCAAAAGAGAUUAUAAAGUAGAGUCCAACUCCCCGUCUGAUGUUUACUGGUAACUUUGUUCAGACGGGUGAAAUGUUCUUCAAGUGUGUGUUACUUAUAAGUUCUGUGGUUUUGGUUGCAGCCAAAAUCCCUGAUUAUAUAAAGGUCUGCAAGUCAACGGAUCCAAAUUUGCCACAAUGUAUUAUGGAUUCAGUGGAUGCCUUGAGGCCUUACCUGAAGACAGGAAUCCCAGAACUGGAAGUUCCACCAAUUGAACCACUCUUCCUAGAUGAGAUUAAGUUGAGAAGCGGACCUAGUGGUGCCAAGCUUGAUGCCAAUAUAACCAACGUUAAAGUUUGGGGUCCAUCCGAUUUCAAGGUCCUUGAAGUCAGACCAAAUGUGGCAAAGAAGAGGUUUGCAUUCAAGGUAACCAUACCCUUCCUUCAUUUUGAAGGAGACUACGACAUCGAUAUGAAUAUUUUACUUCUCAAAUAUAAGGGAGUUGGACCAAUCAAUGGAAACUUCACGGAUUACUCCUUCGAUUGUAUUAUGAAAGGUCACACUACUAAAGUUGAUGGAAAAGAAUAUUUGAAAUUCGAUAAGAUGCAUUUGAAGUUGUACUUUGGAAAGUCCACCAUUCGACUGGAGAAUCUGUUCAGAGAUGAUCCAGUGAUUGCAAAAGCAACUGACGAAGUUAUUGGAGAAAACACCGAACUCUUCCUGAAUGAAAUCAAACCUAUAUUGGAAAAAUCUUUGGCUGAAAAGUUCACGGACAUUGCGAAUAAAUUGACUCUGAAAUUCACAUACCAAGAAUUGUUCCCUUUUUUUAUGGAAACACAUCCUUCCUUCUUACCUUGUACUAUGGCUCCAAAAUAUGGUGGUGGCAGUCUUUCAUAUAGCAGCCUGAAGUGUUGUGAGAGUGUGAAAAUGAAGAUCAUAGUGGUUGUAGCUCUUUUGGCACAUGUGGCCCUAUCAGCCAAAUUGCCAUUCAGACUUGAAGCCUUCAGUUGCAGUCGAGAGGAUCCAAACAUAAACAGUUGCUUGCAGAAUGCACUCGAGAAAGCUCGACCUUACGUCAUCGAAGGAAUCAAGGAGCUCAACAUUCCACCAAUCGAUCCAUUCGUCCUUCCUUAUGCAUCAGUAAACAGGACAAUCAACGAACUAGUCAGUAUCAACUCUGUUCUGAAAAACGUGAGGACUCUUGGAUUGGGAAAUUAUGUUGUCGAUAACAUCAAUAUUGACCUCCCAAAUCACAGUUUGGAACUCAGGUAUACUCUUCCAUGGGCAUAUCUUGAGAUGGAAUAUGAUGUCAGUGGACAAUUGCUUCAAAUACCAUUACAGAGUAAAGGACUCUUCAAAGGAAACUUCACUGAUACCCAAAUGGUGGUCAAGUCCAACAUUGAAAGUUACGAACGUGAUGGUGAAACCUUCUACAGAAUUCACAAAAUGACAGUAAAGGGACAAGUUGGUGAUGGUUGGGUCAAAAUGACUGCCAAGAAUCCUGAAUUACAAUUUGGAGCUGAUCUUAUUGCCAAUGCCUUCAAUGCCAAUCCAAGAGCAAUUCUGGAUGCAGUGAACCCAAUCUUCGUUGAGUUCUCCGCAGACCUUUUCAAAGCAGUGGGAAACCAAGUGUUAGCAAGAGUACCUGCCAGUAAAAUCUUAAACUGAGGAUUUGUAGCGAAUACCUUAACUUUGUUACAUAGCACGGCCACAUUGUGUUGAUUACUUGUAGAGUCACAAUUAUUUUAUCGAAUUGUAUUCAGAUUGUUAGUUUAUAUACUAUAGUCUGAGUAUUAUAUAAUUUUCACUUGUGGAAAUUGUAGAAUUGUAAGAAUAAAUUUUUAUUCGAUUUUUAGUACA